This is a messenger RNA of Linum trigynum, 1997 nucleotides long. NCBI's taxonomy places the organism in Eukaryota, Viridiplantae, Streptophyta, Magnoliopsida, Malpighiales, Linaceae. The record is from the annotation of a GenBank genome assembly.
UAGAAUAGUGUUUUAAAUAUGGAUAAUUUGUAUUGAGAGAUUGAUAUUUGACUUUAAUUUUGAUAGGAACAUGUUAUUGUAAAUUUUUUACGACAAAAACCCGUGGGUACCCAUGAACCCGCGGAUACCCAACGGGUUGGGUUGGGUUUGAGUUUUUCAAACCCAAUGAGUUUUACCCCGGGUUUUUUUCGCGGAUAAACCCAUGGGUUUGGUUUUGGCAAAACCCGACCCAACCCGACCCAUUGCCAUCCCUAGCGGAGAGGGAAAGAAAAGAUUUUGCUGUCUCGCCGAGCCAAAGGACCAACUACCACCGCUGACCGGCGAUCCACCGCCUCCUUCACCGUCGUUGACCAUUCCGGCUACCUAUCCAUAGAAAGAGCAUAAGCGAGAAGUUGAAAUUCCGAAGGGAACACAGAGGCGAAUCGGUUUCAAGGUUCAUCUGCUUUCGAAGCUUAUUAUUCGGUAAGAAAAUUUCCCUCCUUCUCUCUUUCCUUUACCAUGAUUGCUUCGUGAUAGAAUGGGAAUUGGUAUAGCGCCCGGAUGAUAUUCGUUUCUGAUUUUGAUGCUUUUAUUUUGCAAUUCGAAUCGUUGUGAUAGAAUCGGAAUUGGGGAUUUUGGUUGCUGCGGGGAACUGGAGAAAUGGCUGUAAGGCAAAGAGCAGUGACCGCUUUACCCAAGCUGAUACAAAGUCUGCGGAAGGAAUGCCCUAGGCCUUCACCGCUAAUCUCAGCGCCUAAUCCAGCUACGGCGCUGCCGUCUCUCAGGCGGGCGUUCUCUCUUUAUGAUCAGAUCAAUCUCAUUGACAAUGUCCCAGAAGACCAACUGCGGUUCCAGCGUUAUACGGACACUGGGUUUACGGUGAAUGGGGUUCAUUAUGAAGGUAGCUUGCUUUGCAUUGGCAACUUGCUCAUGUCGUGGGCGCCCAAAUCAUUAUCCCAAAUUACACCAGAGAGUUUAUCCAUCUUCAAGAUUUUACGCCCUGUACCAGAGAUCUUGAUUCUUGGGUGCGGAAAAUACAUUCAGCUGGUGGAUCCUGAACUCAGGCGCUUCAUCCGGUCCACAGGCAUGAAGCUGGAAGCAGUUGAUUCGAGGAAUGCCUCUUCUACUUAUAACAUACUGAACGAGGAAGGAAGAAUGGUGGCUCUUGCAGUUCUCCCGUACGGAGUUUCUUCGUGAUGCCAUGGCGAGCUCCACGCCUCGUGUUCUGGUGCCCCCUUUGUUAUUGGUCUUCUUGACCACUUGAUCAAAGGUCAAAUUUUCAAUUCAUGAGCAUGUACAUUGGGCGAAUCCAGGACAGUUGUUAUUGAAUGAUUUAAAGGGAAAAAUGGUGGCUAUUAUGGCCAGCUAUUGAUGUGUGAUUUGAUUGUAGAAGGUUUCUCGCUCACUCUUUGUAUGAUCUUCUCUAAUAAACUAACAGGGGAACGUUCUUGAAGCCGUGAUCUUGUGAAAGAAUAGUAAUGGGAUCGAGCAUCGAUUUGUCAUCUUAAGAGGCGUUGGUGAUUGUAUUCCUUUUGAAGCAAGUUAACUUCGUUUUUUGGAACCAAGGGAUAUACCAAUUUCGGAGGUUUUUCUUGUACAUCAAGCAAGUGACUUAGCUUGCUUAUGUGGCACAAUAAAUUUACCAAAUAGGUAUAUAUUUCCAUGAUAAUGACUGGAUUAUAACUUCACCUUGGUUUGAUUAAUGAAUUUACCAAUUACAUAAAUCUCUUAUAAUCAAUAUUACAACAUAAAGAUCUUAUAGGUGUUAGUAUUAAACCAAAAGAAAUAGAGGAAAGCGUGGAUGGCGAUUGAUGAGCUCGAGUUGAGAGCUAUAGCAUUUUAGCAUUACUGGUUGAUUUAUAAAAUUUAUAAAAUUACGGAGCUGACUUCGAGUAGAGAGAUAAUAAUAUAUAGCAUGUUAGCCUUGUAAAUGAUUAUUAUGAACUAAUAUAUAUUAUUAUAAGUUCCAUGUAAUUUUUUCCCCUCCAUAUCGGUUAUAGUAAAAAUAUGCAACUAGA